AUGUCUGACAACACCCUUCCGAAGCAUGCCAGAGUCGUCGUCGUUGGCGCGGGCAUCGUAGGUUGCAGCGUUGCCUAUCACCUCACCAAGCUCGGCUGGCGUGAUCUUGUCGUGGUCGAGCAGGGGCCGCUGUUCGAGACGGGCGGCUCGACCUCCCACGCGCCGGGCCUUGUUUUCCAGGUUAACCCUUCCAAGACUAUGGCGGGCUUCGCCAAGUACACGGUUGACCUGUGGAGCGGGAUGCAGCUCGACGGUGAGCCGUGCGCGAAGAAUGUUGGCAGCCUCGAAGUGGCGUGGACGCCGGAACGCCUCGCCGAUCUGAAGCGCAAGGCAGGCUACGGGAUGAGCUGGGGCAUUGAGGGGCAUGUAAUCAGCCCUAGCGAGGCGCGCGAGUUCAUUCCGAUGCUGUCGGAGUGCAUUCUUGGUGCGCUGUAUGUGCCGUCCGACAUCCAGACGAAGGCAACGCGGCCCGCAGAGGCGAUGGCGCAAGAAGCAGAGCGCAACGGCGCAAGUUUCUACGGCGGCGUGAAGGUUACGGGCUUCGGGAUCGAUGGUGGGCGGAUUACCGCGGUGCAGACCUCGCACGGGGACAUCAGGACCGAACUCGUCAUUGCAUGCGCGGGCAUCUGGGCGCCGAAGAUUGGCGGGUAUGCGGGGUGCCCAUUCCGCUAUCGCCUAUGGAGCACCUUUAUGCCGUCACCACUGCCUUGA
This is a messenger RNA of Geodia barretti, 711 nucleotides long. The record is from the annotation of a GenBank genome assembly. NCBI's taxonomy places the organism in Eukaryota, Metazoa, Porifera, Demospongiae, Tetractinellida, Geodiidae.